Molecule: messenger RNA, 3549 nt
Organism: Nerophis lumbriciformis (worm pipefish)
Lineage: Eukaryota; Metazoa; Chordata; Actinopteri; Syngnathiformes; Syngnathidae
Source: RefSeq, a predicted model, not a curated record
AUGAAGACUGAGCAUAGCCAGGCUGCCACGCCGCAGCCUCCGGCGCUCCGAGAGGUGACGGAUCUCCUCCAAAUCGUAGCGUCGGACGGCAGAUCCGAUUUGAGUCCCGAGCCGGAGGACACUAGUGGACAAAUGUCCGAUUUAGGGAUCGAAACGGACUCGGAAGAGUGCGAGGACGACGACGUGACGGUUCUGACCGAGGACGAGUCCCAUUACAUAACCACGCACGCCAUUCGGCUCUCGGAGCUGUCCGACGGUCAUGAUUCCGACCCGGGCGCGGGAUCCUCUUCCUCGUCCACGUGGGACGCGGAGGACGGACACCAGGUGUUCUCCUUUGUGGAUUACGCCUCGCUGGACCGCGACGGAGUGCUGAUGAUGAAGAGAGGGAGGGACGCGGCGGUCAGCAGUCUGCGCGAAAGCGAUCCGUCGCUGCAGUUUGGCGCUCGUGGCGAGGGUGGCGGACAGGUCCACCUGUCAAUCAAAACGACUUCCCGGGCUAUAAAUGAACCCCGGCGAGAAAAUACUGUUUAUCAUGCCAAAGACGCCAGAGAUAUAAGCCCCUUGGCCGCGGCGGGAGCGGACGGUAACAUCGACGGGGCGAACAGUGUCGGUCCCGCAGCAGGCGGCAAAUUGCUAGCGAAGGAAAACGCGGAGUAUUCCAGUUGCGCUUCCAGCGAACUAGACGACGCCGACAAGGAAGUGCGUAACUUGACAGCCAGAGCCUUCAAGAGCUUGGCUUAUCCUUACUUGGACGCCAUCAACUUCAGCAACUCCAGUGAGUCUUCCGCGUCAGAGCAAAUCAACAGGUGGUCCACGUUUGUCGACCUGAAGUACUCCAACGUGAGCCAGAGUCUUCUUUCCCAGCCGACAGCUGAGGAGGAAAGGGGGGGGAAUACCAACGUUUUUGCCCAGCAGCUGACUGGGGAUGGAGCUCCUGCCGGUGCUUCUUCUACAAAGAAAAUAGAACUGAUGGGAAAGUUUGCUCAAGGGCACAGCGGGGUGAUACGGCUUACGGAGACUCUGAAUUUUUGUUGCAACGUCAAAUCAGGAAUGUCGGCGGGCGAAAGACGCGCCAGUGUUGCUCCAAACCCCACGGGAGCAGGAUCACGUUCCACGGAUGAGGUUACCGCUCACAGUUUGCAAGGCGGCAGUGGGAGAGCUGUCACUUCUGUGUCUAAAAGCAUGGAGGGCGCCCACAAGAAAGCCAUCUUCGCUUCCAGCGUGAUUCAAAAUGUGCUAUCCAAAAAGAUGCAGUUUGAGCAGGAGCGCCGAAUGGAAAGGGGGGAGGUGCGGGAGCCCCGGCGCAAGGGCAGAGAUCUGCAAAGACAAGGCUCAAGGCUCUCCGAAAGUAACUCCGACGACUCGGCCGACGUGACGGAUUGCGGCUCCAGACUGGACUCUCUGCCGCAAGACGCUCCGGAGGCGCCGGAUAAAGCGACGGAUGCUAAAAGGGGCUCGGUAGAAGCGUCCAAAGGGGCUUUGCUUCACAGCCAAAAUAGCGCCUUCAGAUGCUGGAGGAAUGAGGAGCUAGAGUUUCCCAAGGAUCAUAAAAACCAUAAAACCCCAGAAGAGACGCCACCUCUAGAGGCAAUGCCGGAACAGUACUCGGCCAGCUGUGGCAAACUGACUAAAAUGUCACAUUUGUUUGUGCCAAACAUCAAACGCGUGGCCAGCAACGGGGAUGAGGAGAAGGAGCUCCAGGUCAGAUCUGACCACACCUUGUACAUAGCAACAGAUCCGGGGACUGUUGCCGUGUCAAGAUCUCCAGAAAUUAAAAUUAAUCUCCAAAGCUGUAACGCAGUCAGAACCGAUGACUCCAAAUGCCAAGGGGUCCUGGCAGCAGCUUUGAAGGGUGAGUCCUCAGAUAAAGUGCCUCAUUUUAUGGUCCGAGACAUUCGAGAGGGUAAAGGAAAGCUCCAGACCCCUAUACACCAAGUUAGGGAUGUGCGCAAAUUAGUUAAAAGUUCCUAUCAUUUUGUUUCUUUGGAUCAUAAAUCCGACCUUUCCACCACCGACAACCACCAAGAAUCUCGACAUCCUUCAUCCGUUUCCCCCAUUGUGAUAAAAUGCCAGUCAGUGAACACAAACAGCAGCAAAUGUGACUUGUCUACCGAUAGAUCAUCUCCAGAGGGCGCCAAAAGUUCACUCGUGCAAAGAACGGCGCGGAAAGCGCCCCAGGGGAUCUUCGACGAUCUCCCGGAGGAGAUGAGUUUAAGAAUUGAGAGCAAACUAGCUUCAAAGACUGAAAAAAUCGCCGAGGUUACAGAUAAGCAACCUGCGUCCAACCGGUCGGCUUUUGAAAAGCUUCAGGCAGCGGUGAAAACCAUGGAGCAGCUUUAUGUUUUUGACAAAAAUGAAUGGAAAAGGAAAAACCAGCCACAACCGCUGAUGGACAGCCACGUGCUUUCACUGAUUGCAAGUGAGGAGAACUGUGAGGAGGAAGCACUACGAGGGUCCAUUGUGGAGAAAACCAGGGAUUCCUACCCCGGUUUGAACAAGACGCCACCGCUACGGAAUGCAGGUGACGCCGAAGACCGCCUCAAAUCCAGAUUGCCCGCAGUUCCUUCUAAAAAUCUGGUCAGUUCCAGCCUGAAGGCGUCCCCAGGAGUCACCGUAGGGGCAUCCGCCAAACCCCAGCAGCCAAACACCGCUGCUCCGACACCUUACAGCACCAAAGCAUUUGCCCCUAAAUCACCUAAAUUACCCUUGUCCUUAAAAGUCUACCCAUCAAGUGUCGAGUCGAAAGAAAUUCUGGCCACGGACCAGAACACUGAUCCUGAGAACUACCUAACCAUUCCGGUUAAGUCUCAAGCAAGCAGUAAAGAGGGCUCAUCUGUGUUCUCCGGCCCGUCCCGCCCGACUAGUCUUCCCUUGCACAUCCCUGCGCCAGGCAUUAAGGGACAUGAAGAGCAGUCCCAGAGGAGCUCCAAAAUUACUACUCAGUCACCAGAUGUUCCCCCGGCAACCAUUUAUCACUCCGUGCCUUUGGCGAUGUCAGCAAAUCAGCCUCAGGUGUUCUGCAUCUCUCCCGCGAUCACCCCAGCCCCCGUGAUGGAGCCGUUCCCAGCCACGCAGCGGAAGAUGCUCCUGGAUCCCACCAGCGGAAGCUACUACCUCGUCGACACCCCGGUUCAACCCUCCACACGGCGCCUUUUCGACCCGGAAACUGGGCUCUACGUUGAAGUACCCGUGCCUCAACCUCCCGUGACCCCCGUUCCUAUGCCAAUUACCCCUCUGGCCCUGGGUUCCGCCGCAUACGGACACACCUACAUGAUCUACCCCGGUUUCAUGACGUCACCCCCUGUUAUUUCCACCCGGGCACUGGUGCAGCCUCAGGUGCUGGACAAAGCAGCGCCCCAGCAGUCCGAGGGUAUGUACAUGGAGACACCCUUCAACAUGACCCCCGGAAAGGUGGUUUCAGUGACCCCCGCCCGGCCGCAGCAGGGCAUGCCGCCGGUCAUCAGCAUCUCGUCACAGCAGGGGCCUCGGAUCGUCGCUCCGCCCUCGUUCGACGGAACCACCAUGAGCUUUGUUGUUGAGCACAGGUGA